CGGCCCCGGCCCCGUCCUCAGCCGCUGCCACCCCGAGCGGGCCCGAGCAGAGCUGCCGCCGCCGCCGCCACCACCACCGCCAGGGAAGGAGAUCUUGGCGUGGAAGAUGGCUGGUGGUGUGGACGGCCCCAUUGGGAUCCCCUUCCCUGACCACAGCAGCGACAUUCUGAGCAGCCUGAAUGAACAGAGGACCCACGGCCUACUGUGUGACGUGGUCAUCCUGGUGGAGGGCCGAGAGUUCCCCACACACCGCUCUGUACUGGCUGCCUGCAGCCAAUACUUCAAGAAGCUUUUCAUCGGUGCUGUGGUGGACCAGCAGAAUGUCUAUGAGAUCGACUUUGUGAGCGCAGAAGCCCUCACCGCCCUGGUGGACUUUGCCUACACAGCAACCCUCACCGUCAGCACAUCCAAUGUCAGUGACAUCCUCAACGCUGCUCGCCUGCUGGAGAUCCCGGCCGUCAGUGACGUUUGUGCCGACCUCCUGGACCGCCAAAUUCUGGCCAAGAAUGACCAGAUGGAUUUAGUAGAUCAAAUUGAUCAGCGGAACCACCUCAGAGCCAAGGAGUACCUUGAAUUCUUCCAGAGCAACCCCAUCAACAGCCUCCCCAACAACUUCCCGUGGACCAACCCCAACUUUGCCGGCCCGGAGGACGAGGAGGAUGAGGAGGCGGCGGCGGCGGCAGUGGCGGCGGCGGCAGCUGCAGCAGCCACGGCAGCCGCUGGUGGUGAAUGCAAUGGUCUGGACUUCUAUGCCCAGGGUGAGCGACCAAAGGCCAAUGAUGGUGACCCAGACAGCAGUCAGGGCCUGUGGCCUGACCGUGAUGAGGAGGCAGCCUCAGGGGCCAGCCUCUUUCCCUCCUCACAGAAUGGGCACUAUGGAGGCCGUGGUGGUGGUGCUGGGGGUGAGGAGGAAGCUGCCUCCCUUUCAGAGGCGCCAGAGCCAGGGGACUCCCCUGGCCUCGUGUCGGGGACGGCUGAUGGGGAGGACGGCGAUGGGGCAGAGGUGGAUGGGCUGGCUGCCAGUGCCCUGCUGCAACAGAUGAUCACCUCGGUGGGGCGGCAGGCUGGUGGUGGGGGCAGUGAGGAAGAUCAGCGCAAGGAGGACGAGGGUGUCAUGGAUUAUUACUUGAAGUAUUUCAGUGGCUCCCAUGAGGGCGAUGUCUACCCGUCAUGGUCCCAGAAGGUGGAGAAGAAGAUCAGGGCCAAAGCAUUCCAGAAGUGCCCCAUCUGUGAGAAGGUGAUCCAGGGGGCAGGCAAGCUGCCCCGUCACAUUCGUACCCACACUGGUGAAAAGCCCUAUGAGUGUAACAUCUGCAAAGUCCGAUUUACCAGGCAGGACAAGCUGAAGGUGCACAUGAGGAAGCACACAGGUGAGAAGCCCUAUCUGUGCCAGCAGUGUGGGGCUGCCUUUGCCCACAACUACGACUUGAAGAACCACAUGCGGGUGCACACGGGCCUGCGGCCCUACCAGUGUGAGAGCUGCUUCAAGACUUUCGUCCGCUCCGACCACUUGCACAGGCACCUCAAGAAGGACGGCUGCAACGGAAUCCCCUCCCGCCGAGGCCGGAAGCCCCGGGUGCGCGACUCGGGGGCGGGGGCUGCUCCAGCCCCUGCACCAGUGGCCCAGGACGGCCGGCGCCACCGGCCCGAGAAGCACUUUAAGGAGGAAGAGGAAGAGGAUGAGGAAGAAGAGCAGCCCCAGCCUGAGGCCCCGGGCAGGUUGAAUGUAGCGGGAGGGUCAGCUGACGGUAACUUAACGGCCGGACUCUCCUAAAACCAAAAACACACAGAAAAAUUCUAUCUAUAUACAGAUCUCUCUAUAUACAUAUAUAUAUAUAGACAUAUAUAUAUAUGAAGCGUCACAAAAUCUAGUUAGUUCUGUCCUCCGAUUUUCUCUUUAAUGAUGUUUUCUCCCUCCCCCUUCCAAUCCCCUUCCCUUCCAGGACCCCAUGAUUUUUUAGAAGAAGACUUUCUAGGCCUGCCAUCCCCCCUCUCCACUGGGAGGGGACCCAGGGAUCUGGAUUUUGGCCCAUCCAAGGCCAUUUUCAUGGUGGCAUUGGUGGCAGGCUCCAGGCCCCAACUCUAGGACUUGAUUUGGGCCUGGUUGGGCUCUGGAGGGUUCAAGGUGGGGUGGGGGUGAUUGACAGUUGGGUUUUUAUUUUUCACUGGUUGGUUGGUUCCCUCCCACACCCCUUCCCCACAAGUAAUGUCAUGAGGGGUGGUGGGGAAUGGUGGGGGGUCCUUCUUCCUGAGUCUUUCAGACAAGACCUUAAAAGAUGUCCGUCCACUACUAGUGGACGUUAAAAUAGCCCCUUCCUCCCCUUGCUCCUUGACCUUGCUCUGCACACCGCUGACCCCUCCCCUUUCCUCAGGGCACUUAUUGGGGGUUGUCCCCACCCCCUCCCUCGCACAACUUUCCUAUUCCCCAAAACCACCCUUCCUCCCUCCCCCCAACUCCUGCUUUUACUCUCCUGGGGUGUGGGGGAGGCUGAGAAUGGGGGUCAUGGCUCCUAGAUGCCUACUUGGGCCCCCUCUCUCCUGGCCUUUGAAACCCAAAUAUAUUUAUUUUCUUGGGCUAAUAAAGGAGAAGAGGAGGUCUAGGGAUGGGGGGGACUGGGGAAACAGAGUGGGGUACACUGAGGGGACCCUCCCUCCCUCCUGCCUCUGCACUUAAUUACUUAGUGUGAGUCCCUGCUCUGUGGGCUUCCUCUCCAUCUCUGCAGACAUCCCCUCCCCCUCCCGCCCGGCCAGGGUGAGCCGUAUCAGGGACCCCGUCAUCUCACCCUGCCCGGGGAGGUGGGGGGGCCACUUAACAGCCUGUGUGGCCUUGCCAGCCCCCCUUGGGGAAAGAGAUGUUUGGAGAUUAAAAGCCCUUUCCCUCAAAAAGCACUUUUUAGAUUAUUUUUAAAACACCUUUCCAGAGAGGCAGCACAGGGUGAAUGUCGGCAGAGAGAGGAUGGAGGGGGGAGGCAGGGUAGUCAGGGCAGCUGGUGCCAGGACCAGGGCCAGGCAGGUGGGGGGAGGGGGAGGAGAGAGAGUGGAGAUGUUUGAUGCAGUGAAAGCAAUAAGUAAAAAAAAAAUUUAUAAAAUGGAAGAAAAAAAGUAGAAAAAGACAAAAAAACCAACCACGUUUGAAGUCUUAGCACUUUGUGAUGGAACGGGUACUACACUUUAUCUGAAUUCUUAAUUUAAAAACAUGUUUACAAGUUGCAACCAACUUCUAUGGAAAAUUAAAAAGACAAAAAAGUGAUUAUUACAAAAAAAAGAAAAAAAGCAGAGAAAUUCCUUUAAAAAUCAAUUUAUUUUUGUAAAAAAUAAUAAAAAGAAAAACCCACUGAUGCAGAAUCCACUUCUGUUUCCCGCAGUAGAACCAGGAACUGGGCUUAGGGGGUUCUGUGAUAGGACUAGAACCUUCUAGAACAUUUGCCCAUUGCAACAAAGCUUGAAUCUCAGGCAGGAAUAUGGGGUUUUGUGUUGGGAUGAUUUUUUUUUCUCCUUCCCUCCAUUUUGUCCUUUCUUCUUUGGUUCUCUCAUGGUUUUUCUCCAUGUCUUACCAUUGUUGGCCAGAGAUGUGGCUCCCGGCCCUAGCGGGUCUCCUGAGAGAAAGGAGUUCUGAGAAAGGGCUUUGUCUAGAUCGCUUACAUUACAACCAGCCAGACCAGUCAGAAUGGUCUUUCUGAAAUGCCUGCCUCCCAUUGCCCUCAGCCCCUUCUGUCCCCUCCACCCCAUUUCCCAUUCCUUGCCCAUACUCCCUCAGGACCUGCCUCUUGGCUUCCUUCCAACAUGGCGGACUAAAAACAUGGCUAACACAGUCUGCCUGGAGUGGCCAUCUUGAAAGGCCUGUUCCCAUUCAGUGGGGCCCCUGGGAUGGGGGAGGUCCCCAAUUUCAGGGCUUCUUCUGCCCCUGACACCCUUGUUUUUAUUCUAAGGCACUGACUGUCAAAUGAGGGCCUCUCCCUGGGAUGCCCAUCCUGUUUAGGCCAUGAAUGGGGAAAUGGUGUUGGGGGCAACAUCUUCCAGAGACCAGACCUCACCAGGCUCCAUGGACAGGUCUAUCUGAGUUCUCACCUGUCAGCAUAGCCCUGGUCCCCAUUUCCCCCCUCCCAGGGGUUUCUGCAGUUCCCUGGGAGGAGAGGCUUUUGGGGUACCCCCAAGGCUUCUGGCUCUGCCCCACCCCCGAUCCCUGGCCAGCAGGGAGAGGGCCCUGUGCCCUGGCCACUCUAACUCCUGUACUCCUAGAGGGUACCUCUGCUUAGCACUGGCCCCCCUCACACAUAUGCAAAAACCCGGUGCGGACUUGUAAAUAGACGCAACUUUGGAAUUCUUUCUGGUAAAGCCCCCAAGUGGUGGUAUCUGUUUCCUUAGCUUCAGCUGCCAGCAUCCCAUCUCUGGAUUCCCUCCUUCCCUUUCUCUGCAUACCUUUGAGAAGUUUAAAAAAAAAAAAAGGGAAGUUUUCAUAGAAGGUGGCUUUAAAAAGUCCUGCCCUCGCCCUAUGUCUCAGGGGCCCUGAGACAGGGCAGGCAGGGCAGGGACCCUCACUUCAUCCUUCCACCCCCAAAGCGGGAGCUGGAGCCCAGCAUCGGCUGACGACUCUUGCCCCUCCCAGCCUCAGCCUGGCCGAUUUCACACCUGAAAAAUCACAGGGUGAGCUAUUUUGGAAUCACCAUCUGCUCCAGGGAGGGAGGAGAGACAGGCUCCCCAGCAAGGGGGAGGGGAGCAGAGAGGGGCAUUUCUGGGGAACAUUUCCCCAGGUGCGACCUCAGGACCUCCCCCUCCUCCCUUCCUGGGGCCCCUCAGCAAUAAAAUCAGUCAAAGCUACUUCCCAGCUGAAGCGUCUCUGUAGGCCCAGAGCCUGCCUCAUCCUGGCAGUGCCUGGUGGGCAGCUGCAUUUGGGGAACACAGAUACCACCCCUUCAUCUGCUGACGACAUUCAGUUAGGAGGGGGGAGGGGGAUAGGACAUGUAGGCAACACUUUAACACAAGCCUCAAAAAGGUUUGCACCAAAACCCAGCUCCUCUUCUCCCGCUGCCUGCCUGCGCGCCCGCCGUCCGCCGCCUCCUGUGAACCUCCUGUCCCUAGGCCCGUUCUGCCUUAACCUCCUUCCCUGUGCAUGGGACCUCAGACAGGCUGCCCGGCUCUCCCUGCUCAUUCACAUAGUGUAUAUAAACCUGGAUUGAUUUUAUUUUUAUUUUUAAAUUAAGGUUGUGAUAAAGUGUUGCCAAAGAAUUAUUGCAUUUCAGGAAAAAAAAACCACAGAAAAGCAAAGUGUGUGUGUGGUGGUGGUGGUGGUGGUGGUGGUGGUGGCGGUGGUGGGGAACAUGCUGAUGCGUCAACAGAAACAGCGAAAUUGAUUUGUUCCAUGGUUUUGUUUUUAAAUGACAGCAACAAGACAGAAUUGUUCCUUCCUUCCAUCGUGGUGAAGCCGUGUUUGUGCGUCCGCUACUGGGCCAGGGCUCGCUGUGGGCCAGGGCCCCAGGGGACCGGACAUUCUUCCCAGGAGCCAGGGCUCUCGGGACCAAGCCCAGCGGGAUGCGGGGGAGGCCCUGUCCAAAGGAACUCCCCCCUCCCCUGCUGCUGGUGUCUCCAGACAGGGUCAGCCAGAGGGGCGCUCACGGCUGGGGGAGGGGCACGAAGGGGCUUGGCCAUGUUCCUGAUGCUGCUUCUCCCCUCCUCUCUCCUUCUGAGAUUAAAAAGAUAGACUCACCAAGACCAUGCAGAAAUACUAUUUGAAACAGGAACCAGUGAAUGUAAUGUGACGGACAAGGGGCAGGAGCAGGACGAAGAGAGGGGUUCUGCACUGGCUGACCUGGCGGUCCGCGGGCUCUGUCAGGCACUAGUACCAAAGUAUGCUGUCCCCUCAUCAGGCCAGAGUGCCUGAGGAUGGGCAGGGACGGGGGACAGCCAAGGGCCAGGCCCAGGAGGCCUACAGGCUUCCUGACACCUGGUCCCGUCAGGGAUACCCGGCCCUGCCUCCAUGUUUAGGGUCCCCACAGCCAUUCCACAAACUUAACCCCCCCCAACCCUCUCAAUUACCUUUGUAACCAAGCUUCUUGCAUCUGUCCCUUUAACUCCCCUCCUUGCUGGGGGUGGGGGGCCCCUACCGUUCCACCCCCCAGAGGCCAGAGUGGGACUAGAGCUGGGCAAAGACCCUGCUUCUGGGACAGAGGUACCUUGGGGGGGGGGGUUGAGGAUUGGGGUAUUGUUCUUUGCACUAAUUAGACCCACUGACCACGAAGGGAGUGUGGUUCUGUUGCACAUGGCCAAGGCUUGGAGGUCAGCAUGGAGGAAAGGUUCAACCCAGGGACUUGAGGGCAAGAGAGAGGAGGACGGAAGCACUCAGAGGUGACAGGGAGAAGGGAGGUGAGGAGCAGGGGAGGAGUCUUUGUACUCUGGGGAAGCCAUUCCUCCCCGGCUCCCAGUCCCAGACGCUUCCUUGCCCAGCCGUGAGCUCCCCAGCUCCGGAGUUCAGACUGUUCAGGCAGCCGGAUUGGAGAAUAGAAAACUAUUUUUUAAGAAAGAAAGAUAUUUAUAUUUGCAGUUUAUUUUAAAGAGUUAUUUAAGCAGAGGAAGCGUGCGGCUGAGCCCGGCUUGAGCCUGGGGGAGCAUAGCGUCUGCCUGACGACUGAGUCCCCAGAGCCGAGCCGAGCUCUCUCUAUAUCUAUAUAUACAGAUUUAAACUUUAUUGGGGCGUGUGGGGGAGUGGCUGUGUGGAGGGGGGAGAGGCACAGAAGAGCUUCCAGCCGAUCCCUUCCUCUUGACAGUGGAGGAAGGGGGGUUGGCAAGGUGGUCAGUGGGGUUCAGAGCCCUGGGGUCUGGUGGGGUUCCCAGCCAGCAGAUUCAAGCACAGAGAAGACAUUCCAUGGACUGUAUCUGAGUGUUUAUAACGUGUGGGAGAAAAAAGAAAUGGAUUAAAAUGCACUUUUGGGGGAGGGGGGGCUUUAAAAAUAAUUUUAAAAACCCAAAAAAAGGACAAAAAUGAAACGCAAAACAUUCAUUUUUCUUGUAUAUAAAGACCACUAAAAACAGCUGUAAACACCCCUG
Phascolarctos cinereus (koala) is the source of this 7041-nucleotide messenger RNA. It is a transcript of the gene ZBTB7A, whose product is annotated as zinc finger and BTB domain containing 7A. The record is from RefSeq and is a predicted model, not a curated record. Lineage: Eukaryota; Metazoa; Chordata; Mammalia; Diprotodontia; Phascolarctidae. Gene Ontology annotation, molecular function: RNA polymerase II cis-regulatory region sequence-specific DNA binding; protein binding; DNA-binding transcription factor activity, RNA polymerase II-specific. Gene Ontology annotation, biological process: regulation of transcription by RNA polymerase II.